AUGACCGCUCUUUCUCCACCGACCUCCCCGACAACGCCCUCGCGCAAGCGCAGGUCACUGCGGCUGUCCAACGUCGAGAUACAAUCCCAAGACGCCACGUCCCCAAGUCCGUAUACCAGUGGGACCACCAAUGGCACCACGUACUCGAGGAGAUCAUCGCGGACCUCGCAAACCUCUUACCAGCCUCGGUCUCCGGUGACACCGCGUCCCAUGUCCUCCAAGUCGUCUAGACCUCCCUCGUUCUCCCAACAGCGCCGGCCGAGUCGGACCAGUAUCAACAGCAACAGAAGUAUCGAACAGUACGGUGACGGUAACGGGUUGGGAAACUUGGCCGACGAGCUCGAGCAGGCGUGGGACGACGACGAGGACGGAGAAGGACACUCGAACUUCCUCGAUGGUCUAAGAGAAGGCGAGGUAGAUCAAGACUCUUCGAUGGUGCGCGACAUGCGAAGCCCCUACGAGAUCAACGACAUGCACGACUUUGGAUUUGGGAUGGUCGUGCAGAGCCCGCACGGUCAACAUGACGGGCAAUCUCCCACUCUACACGUCCCGCAGCCUCGCAGGAAUUCGCAACCUCCGGAGAACAAAAGGUCGGGCCAUCAGAGACAAGAAUCUGCCUACGACGGCUCAGACUACGGGCCGGAUUCAGAGGCGGAAGAAGAGGAUGCUUUCCCACCAAUCCUACGCAAACGCAUCCGCGACAUCGAAAACCUCACUCGCAUGUGCGUCAACCCCGAGGACGCCGUCAGCGAAGGCGGUGGUACUGUCCGCCGAGUCAUUCAUGGGUUAAAGGAUCUUGGUCCGCAGGCAAACAUUGAGUACGGGGUUACUCGGUUGAUCACGGCGUAUACAUCGAUGGCGUCUCAUCGCACACACAAGACGCGAGAUUUGUUCACUCAGUCGCACUCCUUGAUGUAUGGAGGAACUCUGUGGCAGGUACCGCCGGAGAUGAUUGACAUGCUCCUGGACGAUAUCGCGAACUUGUCCUCGACCCUCCCUUUCCUCCGUCCGCAAAACCCACUGCUUUCCCUCCAGAUCUUAGCGUCACAGACCGAGGAACUCAACCACACUCUUCGCUCCCUGACCGAUCUGCUUCAAGAAUCCCGCCUCGCUGCCAGUGCCGCAACAAGAAAGCUCAAGUCGGUCCGCGACAUGGUAGAGGACAUGUCGCUGGAGGAAGAGCUGGUGGAGAACAGCAUCCUAUUGAUACAGGCCGGGGAUUGGGAUCGGAGAUGUCGGGAGAGGCAGGCAGCACGGACAGUCAGGAAGUGUGCGAGGGGUUUGCCGACCGAUGGGGUGUGCAAUGUGAUGUGGAUUUAA
Fonsecaea erecta is the source of this 1320-nucleotide messenger RNA. RefSeq lists its product as hypothetical. Lineage: Eukaryota; Fungi; Ascomycota; Eurotiomycetes; Chaetothyriales; Herpotrichiellaceae. Bases 1 to 1320 code for a protein of 439 amino acids. The record is from RefSeq and is a predicted model, not a curated record. The transcript has a single exon.